AAGUGGAGCCAUGGAAUCCAGAUGUGGCUGAAACUGAACUUCAGUGAUGACUCGAGUUCACUUUUGCGAGUGGAUUUGUCAUGCUAGCGUGUGUCCAUGUAAUAGAUAGAUGGAGUUUGAGUAACCUCCCUCGGUUGCGGUGAUGUUGUGAGUCUGUGUGUGUUGACUCACUGGAUAAUGACUUCAUAGGUCUUCACGCGCAUGAGAGGAGGGCGGGAGUUUCCGUAUUUGAGCAACGGUUGUAGGUGUCCCGUUUUGUUAUUUUGGCCCAAUGUCUCUCUGCGAGGACGGCUGUUCAGAUGGACUCCUCCACCUUCCUCUACGAUGUCCCCCCGCUUCUCCUGGAGAGCUUCUGUCGGAUCAUGGACAGCGGGAGCGACGGUCUGGGAUGGCGCGGACUAGCUGUCCGAAUCGCCCCCAGCUUCUUAGAAGUCCGCAUGUUGGAGCGCUUGGAGGCAGCAGGUCGGAGUCCCACCUGGGAGCUGCUGUGGUCCUGGGCCCAGCAGAAUUCAAGAGUGCGGGACCUGCUCAAGGUGCUGCAGGACAUGGGCCACCACAGGGCCCUGCAGCUCUUCCAGAGUCCAGCUCAAGGCCAGUUGCAAACGAUUCAAGAGUCACAGUCACCCCCCAAGCAUCAACACACAGAGCGUGAAACUAAAGUGAAUAAGAAUAAGGAAUCCCCCCAAGAAGAGGAGCUUUCUUCGAGUCCUGUGUCCACCGGAGAAAACCAGCCAUCCGUUAUCACCUUCCAAGACAUCAGGGAUGGAACCCGAGGUUUCCACCAUGAAAUGAGAAUUGCAGAGGGACAUUUUUCUGAUAUCUACAGAGCAUGGAUAGGAAAUAAAACCUUUGCAGUCAAGCUUUUUAAACAGGUCAAUAAUGUGUCCUGGAAGAAGCUGUGGGAUAUCUUCACUAAAGAAAUGGAAGUUCAUCAUUUAUAUCAACAUCCGAACAUCGCAGACUUGUUGGGCUGUUUUUCUGACGAGGGCCACUACUGUCUGCUCUAUCCUUACCUCCCCACUGGAUCGCUUUCCCACAGACUACACCAUCAGGACGGAGAGCAUCCUCUGACUUGGCAGGAGCGUCUCACAAUCAUCAAGGGAGUUGCGAAAGCUUUGCAUCACCUCCAUACGGCCCAGCCCUGCCCAGUGAUCUGUGGCAACAUCUCCAGUGCUAACAUACUGUUGGACGACGCCCUGCAGCCCAAGCUGUCUAACUUUGGGUUGGCUCGUCUACGUCCUCAUUCAGCCAAUCAGAACUGCACCAUCACUCUCGACACGAGUUUCCACAGCAACCUGGGAUACCUCCCUGAGGAGUACAUCCGAGAUGGCAAGCUUUCCUUCAGCCUGGACGUCUACAGCUUUGGAAUGGUGAUAAUGGAAACAGUAACAGGACGGAAGGUCAUAGAGGAUGGACCUAAACAAACACUGCUGAGGAAUUUGCUCGUCUCUGAGGUGGAGGACAGCGGUGGUGUGGACUCUUGUCUGCAGUUUUUGGACAAGGCGGCCGGUCGGUGGCCGACCGCCUUGGCCCUCAGCCUACUGACUCUGGCCUUGGACUGCACUGCGAGCCGCCACCGCCACAGACCGAGCAUGGAGAAUGUACUUCGGACACUGAGCCAGCUGCUUCCUCCGCCCACGUGCCCGCUUGUAGAUCAACCUCACAGCCUGGAUGAUGGGGCCGCUGUGAAUGCCCAGCAGAGCCCCUCAUCCUCCUCCCUCCCUGUGGAGCACGAUGAGCAGCACAGCCUCCCUGGGGCUCCAGGACAGGCAGGGCCCUGUGAGUGCAGCCAGUCGGAGGUGACGUACCUGAGUGACAGCGUGGGAUCUCGGGUUGAGGCAGCGGUGGACCUGUACGGCAGCUGGCCUGUACAGUGCAGCUGCCCGGCCGAGCCCGGUGGUCUGGCCUGCGAGGACUGCAGGGCCAACGGGUACACGCCCUACCACACAGAGAGUCCUCAGACUGACCUCAGUGUGGUGGAGAACGAAGCCAAGGAGAGGCUGAGGAACAAACUGAGUCUUUAUGACAGAGGGCUGAUUCACACAGAGGAACUGUUCUCUGAGGCAGGACUGCAGUAAACAGCAGGGUCCCUCAGCUCUGGGGCCCACUGAAGUUUUUAACAUUGUGACAGGACAGCACAAAUCUACACAACUCCUCGCACCACACUGUGACACCUGACUAUGUUUUCAUUCAGAUGGUUAUUACUGAAGCUUAAAAUAAUACAAACAGUGUUUUCCAUCGUUCACAUUUCCACACUGUUGUACAGUUAGUCAGUGCUAGUGAAUGAUUACUGACAUUGUCACCUGUAACUGAUCUGAUGGCUUGAUCUGAAGUCCCACCAACUAAUCAUAGUGAAACUGUUUCUCUGCUAAGGUUUCAGUGAGACCUCCUCCCUGGUUGAUCUCUGUGACAAACACAGGAAGUGGAGUGAAAUAAACAAAAACACUAGCAGAGUAACAAAAUGGAUUUUAAUGUAUUUAGUUGAUAAAGCUUUUUAUUUCUUUUACAAACCAGUUACAUGAACUCAUCCUGUUUUAUUUUGUUACAUUUGCACAUUUUGAUCUGUACAGUUACAGACAGUGUCGAGAAUGAACAGUGUGGGAAUUAUUAACAAUUCAAUACAGGUGUUUGAACAGAAAGACCUGACACUGUCUGGGCCCAACACAUUAUUGUUUUCAUUACUAUUAUUAUGAUUGUCAGUGUAUUUGUCGUGGAUAAAGUGUUAGCAUUAGUAGAUAUUUAUUUAUUUCUUUGUGUACUUUUAUCUCCUCCAUAUUUAU
Molecule: messenger RNA, 2780 nt
Organism: Seriola aureovittata
Lineage: Eukaryota; Metazoa; Chordata; Actinopteri; Carangiformes; Carangidae
Gene: irak3
Product: interleukin-1 receptor-associated kinase 3
Exons: 12
Coding region: 300-2078 (592 amino acids)
Biological process (GO): signal transduction; protein phosphorylation
Molecular function (GO): ATP binding; protein binding; protein kinase activity
Source: RefSeq, a predicted model, not a curated record